Messenger RNA from Humulus lupulus (European hop), 1323 nucleotides. Its product is annotated as thioredoxin-like protein HCF164, chloroplastic. Lineage: Eukaryota; Viridiplantae; Streptophyta; Magnoliopsida; Rosales; Cannabaceae. The coding region runs from base 338 to 952 and encodes 204 amino acids. The transcript has 3 exons. The record is from RefSeq and is a predicted model, not a curated record. Gene Ontology annotation, biological process: cell redox homeostasis.
UACAGGAAAUGGGAGAGAGAAAAGGGACAGUGAAUUUGGCUCCUCUCACUCCGAAUCCAUCAUCGGCUAAACCCAACCCAAGUCAAUGCUUCCUCCGGCACAGCUAAACUAUUACUUCUUUCUCAAAUUCACACAAAAAUUCCCAAAUUAUCUCUCUGCUGCCGCUCCAGUUGGGUCCUCCGGCCAACCCACUUCUCCGGCUCUCUACCUUCCAUCGCUACAGUAUACUACGUUCACUGAUGUCUUGUGUGUGAAUGUAUUCGCUAAUAUGCUGUCCCAUCCGUCUACAUUGGUUGGUUUAAUAAUAAUACAGUAAAGGAAACUUUUUUAAAGAACAAUGGGUUCUAUUCCCAACAGACCUUUAUUUUGUCUCAAGCUACCAUGGGAUGUGAACCAAAAUUCUAAAAGUCCUAGUGACUGCACUUUUGAGGCUCCUUGGCUAUUUAGAUCUUUGCAAAGUGUUGGAUCCAUGGCCUUUAAUUUCAUCAACUCAAUUUCAAAAUCCUCGGAUCCUUUGACAAAUAAAUUCAAACCCUUUCAAUUUGAUGCUGGAACUGGAACCAUCCAAAAUAAGACCUUAAAGUCAAAACUAAGCUUGAAUCCUGAAGAGCAAGGAGAGGCAGAGCACAGAGCAUUUGCAUCAGCACUAGCGAGUUGUAAAGAUGCUACAGUAAUUGAGUUCUACUCACCCAAGUGCAGGUUGUGUAAUUCCCUGGUGAAUUUUGUUAUGGAGAUUGAGGGCAGGAAUUCAGAUUGGAUGAACAUUGUGAUGGCAGACGCAGAGAACGAUAAAUGGCUUCCCGAGCUCCUCCAUUAUGGCAUUAGAUAUGUGCCUUGCUUUGUGCUGCUUGACAAGAAAGGGAGGGCACUAGCAAAGACAGGUGUUCCGAGCAGCCGGCUACAUGUAAUAGCAGGUCUCUCUCAUCUCCUCAAAAUGAAACGACCCCAAUAAAGUAGUAAUUGUGUUUAUUAUAAGAUCGACUAUACUGUGAAACUAUUCUUAUACAUUCGUGUUUAACAUGUCGUGAGAUCAGUAUUUAGUAUGUUCAACAUUUCAUGAUUUUUAUGUACGAGGGUGUUCUCAUCAGAAAAUGGAUCCUGUUGUUUUGCUACUGCUUUAAUGCCCAAUGCAGCUGGCUUGCUUGAGAAACACCUCGCAGAACGAAGGUGUGUGAUUAGAUUAGACCUCAGCUUGACAAAAGCAAAUGUAGUCGACAAUAUUACAUUAGUGCUUCAAAGACUUGAUCUAGUAAUUCUAUUGUCUAGUCCUGGGAUUAUCGAUACGAGCCUCAGAUUAUAUUUUUUAGAGAAUACCAACUCAAA